Molecule: messenger RNA, 1413 nt
Organism: Ceutorhynchus assimilis (cabbage seed weevil)
Lineage: Eukaryota; Metazoa; Arthropoda; Insecta; Coleoptera; Curculionidae
Source: the annotation of a GenBank genome assembly
AUGAAAUUAAAAUUUACACCGCUAUUGUUACUUAUUAACCUUCUGUCUGCGGAAUUUAUUAGAGAAGAGUUUGAGAUAAGGCAUAGAAGAUCUCGCCUUAUCAGGCAUAGAAGGCAUAAAAAUGGUGGUGAUAAAAAAAUCAAACAAUUUUCUACUGACAAGACAACUACUUAUGAAGAUAAUGUUACAGUUUCCACUAUAAGUGAUGAACUUUUUGUACAAAUACCAGCAUUAGAAACAGUAAGCGAAGGAACUGAAUUUGAUCUUUUAAAUAUUACUUUAAAUGCAGAUAUUGCCAUAAAUUAUGAAAAUGAAAUUGAUAAAAUACUUCUAUUUUCCAAGGAUAAUUCUAGAGAUAUUAAUCUAGACAGUCCGCAAGUAAAUCGAACAGAAUCACAAGGGAUAAAUAAAACUUACAUGGAGGAAGUCAGAAAACGUCCAGAAAAUAGUAGCCGAGCAAUAAACGGGGAUGUUGAUAUAGUUUCGCAUUUCUUACGAAUAGUCGAAUCCCAACAUUUGUUGGGAGACAACUGCACUGCUGGGACGAAUUUGACUCUUCGGGAAGGGGUUGUUGAUCGGUAUGCUCAAGAGAGAUUUCGUGUUGAAGCCGAUGUUGCUGUAAAUAAAGCUAAUAUGCUGACUCGUCUUUGGAAGUACGCUGACCCAGAAGUUGUUCACUCUGAGUAUUUUUUGUAUGCUUCGGUGUUUUCUAUGGUCGAAUUUGAUGAUGUUAUUUUUGCCGCCGGAAAUUGCUAUGACCAGCAUCAAUAUAAAGACUAUUCGCUUUUUUGUCCGUAUGCCUACCGUUUACCCGAAGGACAAAUUCUAGUUAAAGACCUCGCUGUUGAAUAUGAUUAUAUGGGUAAUUCUUCAGAAUGGUUCUUUAGGGCGCGUAAGAAAGCUGCAAACGUGGUGAAACACUACAACCAAUUUAGUAGAGCGGAAGAACAGGAAGAAAACUACAAGGGAGUAAUUGAUAAGCUACGUAAUGAAAUUACCGAAAAAGAAAGCUGCAUCAAGCGUUUGAAGAGGAGCUCAAAAGUGUUCGAAGAUGACAUAAUGGAAACGGAACAAAGUUAUAUAAGCACCAUUGAAGAACAAAAGCAGCGAAUAAUUCAACUCAAGGGUGAAAUAUCAUUUCUGAAUGAGGCUAAUAUGAGGCUUGAGGUUGACAUAAAGAACACUGAAGAACGGAUGGUUGAGUUCAAGCAACAAAUUCAGGGACUAACCGAAAUGUCAAAUGGCAUGAUAACAUCAAUUAGAGUACUGGAAAAUCAGAAUAGACUCUACCUAGAAGAAUUGAGUGAGCUCAAACAGGGGGGGACUGAGAAGACGAUGAAUAGCACGGGUAUACAAACAGAUUUGGUGGACAAUACAAAUGGAGAGAUGCUAACAACAAUAUUCUCGAGGUAG